Molecule: messenger RNA, 4791 nt
Organism: Clarias gariepinus (North African catfish)
Lineage: Eukaryota; Metazoa; Chordata; Actinopteri; Siluriformes; Clariidae
Gene: gria1a
Product: glutamate receptor, ionotropic, AMPA 1a
Exons: 16
Coding region: 142-2877 (911 amino acids)
Biological process (GO): modulation of chemical synaptic transmission; synaptic transmission, glutamatergic
Cellular component (GO): plasma membrane; AMPA glutamate receptor complex; dendritic spine
Molecular function (GO): transmitter-gated monoatomic ion channel activity involved in regulation of postsynaptic membrane potential; AMPA glutamate receptor activity
Source: RefSeq, a predicted model, not a curated record
GAGCAAUUUCUUUGGUACCUCGUUCACUCAGUGUUGGUUGUGUACUUAGAACAUCCGAGCAGAUUUCAGGCGGAACCAUCGGGCUAUACCCAUGCUGGGGAUUUGGCUUUGUUUUUUCCCGCAAAUGCAAAAGGAAAAAAUAUGCAACGAAGCAUCGCUCUGCUCUGCACCAGCGUUAUCGGGCUCUGCUUUGGUUCGAGUUUUCCAAGUAAUAUCAACAUAGGAGGAUUAUUCCCCGCCGAGUCACACGAAUAUGAAGUGUUCCGAUUUGCGCUUUCGCACCAUCAGGACAUUCCCAAACUGGUACCUCAAGUAGAUAUGGUGAAGAUGGGCAACAGCUUCUCCAUGACUUAUGCCUUUUGUUCACAGUUUGCAAAAGGAGUGUAUGCCAUCAUUGGUGUGUACGACAGGAAGACGGUGAGCAUGCUGAUGUCAUUUUGCGGCGCACUGCACGUCUGUUUUGUGACACCCAGCUUCCCCAUUGAGGCCUCCAACCAAUUUGUGAUUCAACUGCGGCCGGAGUUGCAGGAUGCCUUGGUGGGAGCCAUUGAACACUACAAGUGGACCAAGUUUGUCUACAUGUAUAGCUCUGACUCAGGACUAAUCGUUCUGCAGAAGGUUCUGGACACAGCAGCUGAGCGAAACUGGCUGGUGACCUCAGUGAACGUGGAGACCAUGACUGAAGCAUCGUUCCUUAAAGUCUUUCAGGACCUAGACAAUAGAAAGGAAGGACAGAUCAUAAUUGAUUGUGAGCUAGAGUGUCUCAGCUCCAUCCUAAAGAAGAUUGUAGGACUGGGAAAAAACCUCAAGAGUUAUCACUACAUACUGGCAAACCUGGGCCUUAUGGACGUUGACCUGACCCAUUUUAAAAAAGGUGAAGCUAAUGUGACAGGCUUCCAGCUUGUGAACUAUGCCGAUCCAGGUGUUAGCAGAAUAGUUCAGCAGUGGAUGGACUUUGACAACAAAGACUCCAAAGUUCCAAAGAAAAGAUUCAAGUACACUGGAGCUCUCACUUAUGAUGGUGUUAAAGUGAUGUCUACAGCUUUUCAGAAUCUCCGCAGGCAGAGGAUUGACAUAUCACGCCGUGGCAACGCUGGUGAAUGCCUUGCAAACCCUCCAGCCCCCUGGGGCCAGGGCAUUGACAUUCAAAGAGCUUUGCAGCAGGUUCGCAUUGAAGGUGUAACAGGACACAUCCAGUUUAAUGAGAAAGGUCGGCGAAUCAACUACACCAUCAAUGUGAUGGAACUAAAGGCUACAGGAACAGAAAAAGUUGGAUACUGGAAUGAAGAUGAGAAAUUUGUGAGCACGGCAGCCUACAUGUCUGGAAGUAACGAUACCUAUGGAGUUCAGAACCGCACAUAUAUCGUCUCUACCAUCUUGGAAUCUCCAUAUGUGAUGUUGAAGAAGAAUCAUGAAAAGUUGUCAGGAAAUGAUAAGUAUGAAGGCUACUGUGUGGAACUGGCAGCAGAAAUAGCCAAGCAUGUGGGAUACAUAUACAAACUCAAGAUUGUGCCUGAUGGAAAGUAUGGAGCCAAAGAUCCAGAGACAAAGAUGUGGAAUGGGAUGGUUGGGGAACUGGUUUAUGGAAAGGCCGAUGUUGCAGUGGCACCACUGACCAUCACGUUGGUGAGAGAGGAAGUCAUUGACUUCUCCAAGCCCUUCAUGAGCCUGGGUAUUUCAAUUAUGAUCAAGAAACCAACCAAGUCUAAACCAGGAGUCUUCUCUUUUCUUGACCCACUGGCAUAUGAGAUUUGGAUGUGUAUCGUGUUUGCCUACAUUGGCGUGAGUGUUGUGCUCUUUCUGGUCAGCCGCUUUAGCCCAUAUGAGUGGCAUGCUGAUGACUAUGAGGAAAACGGAGAAGCCAGUACCAACCAGGCUGGAACCUUAACAGGCCAGAAUGCCCAGAAUCAGGCCCAACAGAACCAGGAGCAGUCCAAUGAAUUUGGCAUCUUUAACAGCCUAUGGUUUUCUUUAGGAGCUUUCAUGCAGCAAGGCUGUGACAUCUCACCCAGAUCUCUCUCGGGCCGAAUCGUGGGUGGUGUCUGGUGGUUCUUCACCCUCAUCAUCAUUUCGUCCUACACAGCUAACCUGGCAGCCUUCCUCACUGUAGAGAGGAUGGUUUCCCCUAUCGAGAGUGCUGAAGACUUGGCCAAGCAAACGGAAAUCGCUUAUGGUACACUCGAUGCUGGCUCAACCAAAGAGUUCUUUAGGAGGUCGAAGAUUGCUGUUUUUGAAAAGAUGUGGUCCUAUAUGAAGUCUGCCGACCCAUCUGUUUUCGUGAAGACUACUGAUGAAGGCGUUUUUAGAGUUAGGAAGUCUAAAGGAAAGUAUGCCUACCUGCUAGAGUCCACCAUGAAUGAAUACAUCGAACAGCGCAAACCCUGUGAUACCAUGAAGGUGGGCGGGAAUUUGGACUCUAAGGGUUAUGGUGUCGCUACCCCAAAAGGAUCACCCCUCAGAAACCGAGUAAACCUGGCAGUGUUAAAACUGAAUGAGCAGGGCCUGUUGGACAAAUUGAAAAACAAAUGGUGGUACGACAAGGGCGAGUGUGGCAGCGGGGGAGGUGAUUCAAAGGACAAGACAAGUGCAUUGAGUCUCAGUAAUGUGGCUGGAGUUUUUUACAUUCUAAUCGGCGGCCUGGGCCUGGCCAUGCUGGUAGCACUGGUGGAAUUCUGCUACAAGUCAAGGACCGAGUCUCGCAGGAUGAAGCAAUCCAUCGAUGAUGCCAUGCACUGCACCACACUGACCCGGAUGAGUGGCAACAGCAGCGGUGGGGAGAAUGGCCGCAUCGUUGCCCAUGACUUCCCUAAAGCUGUUCAGACAUUACCGUGCAUGAGCCACACAGCCGCCAUGGGCCUUGGAGCCUCAGGCAUGUGACUGGUACCACACAGACAUUGUCCCCCAACUGACCAGGGAUGCUCCGUACUGCCAAAAUGCACUCACAGACUGCUCUCUGCAAAACUGACUACCCAUGAAAUGAUUUUCUUAUGUAAGAAAAAAAAAUGUUUUGAUGGAGAGAAAAGAAUACAGAAAGUAGGAUGUUGUGCAAUAUGAUGCUGAGGGACACCUUUUAGUAGUGUUCAUUAAAAGAAGAAAAAGAAAGUUGUGUUGAUACCAUGCCAGUCUAACAGAGCUGAUUACUUCUGUCUCUAAGUGUGCAAUAUCUUGGUUUAUACCACUGUUCUAUAAUGUUGUCUCCUACCUUAUUUCCUCUAGGGAAAAAAAAAGGAUCACAUAAAAUAUGUGGUAUUUUGCACAGAUUAUUGUAUGGCUCAUAUGUUGUAAUGACUACAACAGUGAGUCUGUUUUAUGGACUGAAAUUUAAAAUACAUGCACAUAGAGCCUAGACCUGGUGGACAAUGUUACUGAUUUUAUUCCACCAUUAACUUCGCUUAGCCUAAUUGGGGAAAGAAAAAAAGAUCAAAUUGUCAGUCUGUUAAUAGUGUUAAUAAUUCAAUGUAAAUCUUAACUGGGGCAAUGGGAGAAUAUUUGUUGUUGAUCAGCAGAGCAUAGCAUACUGAACAUGUUGAUUAUCUUGCUGUUUUUUUAUGUCUUUUUUUGUUUUGUUUUUUGUUUUUUUUCACCUCAACAACCUUGCAUUGCUGCUACGCCUCAUUAAAGGUGCCAUACCUCAUUUGUGCCAAGAUUGACUUGGGAGUGUGUUCUGUGUUUGAAUCUGCAAUUUCAUCAGGAGCACUUACAGAAGGGCAUCGGAAAAAUGUCACAAGCUACUGUGGAUAAAGAGCUUUUUAAGUAUUUUCUCCCUGUCAUUUCAAUGUCAUUCUUCUGCCCUUCAAGUAUAGUAUUGUAUUUUGUGCACAGAGCCAAAGCUAAGGAUUUUUGAAGCGUUGCUACAGUAUAGCUAUCCUUUUGAUAAGAUGUUCUUUUUACAUCAGUCACUGCAAAUGAACAUUCCUCAACUGCCUUGUACUUCUAACGAAUCUGUAUGACGGAGUGACCUAAAAGCGAGUUUCAUUUUAGAACCUGACGUAUGUGUCAUUUUAUAACUAAGUUCUGAGACUGUAAAUGGAGCAAGUGCUUAAGGACGGUGGCCUGCCUAUAAUCUCUCUCUCUCUCUCUCUCUCUCUCUCUCUCUCUCUCUCUCUCUGUGCACAUAUGCUUUAAGAAAGGUUUUUCAGCAUAUCCGAAACUUUUAGUGAAAAAGAUUAUUACUAACAGUGAAAAAUAACUAAGAUCUGUGUUUAAGUCAUGUUUGCUCCAUUCUGAUGCAUUGGAUUUAAAAUAAAGGAGCUUCCCAAGAGUACUAUGCUUUCACACCACAUACUAUGCUUUGUCCUCUGUGUAAACAAAGAGUGCUUUGUACUUCCUUCACUCUCUGUUCUUGCUUCUUUCAUGUCUUUUAUGAAGGCACAGGAGUCUGGGCUGCUUUGUGGCCACAUGUUUUGAACAUAUUUUAUACACAGUAACAGAUUUGUAAUGGCUGACAGAGACAAUGAGUAAUAGUACGGUAAGGGUUAUGAGAGUUGUGUGAUUUGCUGUUUUUCAUAUGAACUUGUAGGUUGAGGCAAUGCUUCGUUAAUGUAAAGGGAUGUAUUUAUUACAGAGAUAAGAAUUAUUAGGCAGUUCAUUGAGAUACUUUGUGUUUCUGGUUAACAAUGUUACUUUUUUUUGUGGUUGCAAUGCCAAAACGAUCUUCAGUGCUUACACUGCACAAUGAUGUGAUCUGUUUAUUUAUGUUCAUUUGUUGGGUUUAUGUUGAUCAUAAUGAAUCAGUGUGGUUGCAGAAAAAUGGUAUGGAUGGAAAACAAGAAAUCAAUAAUAAGUUCAAAA